Dreissena polymorpha is the source of this 3677-nucleotide messenger RNA. RefSeq lists its product as uncharacterized. The record is from RefSeq and is a predicted model, not a curated record. The transcript has 16 exons. The coding region runs from base 218 to 2410 and encodes 730 amino acids. Lineage: Eukaryota; Metazoa; Mollusca; Bivalvia; Myida; Dreissenidae.
UUUCGUUUUGCAGGGAAAUUAAAACGUGUUUCUUGGACAUUAAAUGGAACGCUAGUAAGCAACUCAUUUAACAGAGCAACAUAACUAAUAGACGUCCUCUAAAUAUAGUAAGACAUGUUUAAUAUAAUCACCGGUAAUUUAAGCUUACUAUCUUUACGUGAAAGGUGCUUUUAAGGUAUGAUCCAACGUUUUAAAAUAAAUAGACAUAACAAUUACUAUGAUAGCAUUACAUUGGACCACUGGAGGCUUUCGGACUCUCUUAUUCGCUGUGUUACUGUAUGGAAUAAAUACAGCAACGGCGGAUGGGUGUAAUUUCCCUGAGUACGCUCAAAGUCCUCUGGACGAGUAUGGCGAACCCAUGGCAUGGCACACGAGGGUAUGGUGGCUCAACCUUCGCCAUGAACCUAAACUCCGAGAAAUGCAAGAAAUCUACGUCCAGAAAUCUCAAAUCUGGAGCCUGCGACAGAACAACAAAUUGUCUUGCGACCGGAAGUCCAAGCGAAUGAACCAUCGGGCGAUUUCGUCGUUCUUUGGUUCUUGUUCGGAAAAGUUUUUGCUUUACAACAGGACUUGUCUGACCGAGGAAAGGUUUAAUCGAUUCCGUGUGAUACAAUACGGACCGGGCAGGCAACCGACGUUUGUGUGUCUGAAAUUGGUGAAGCGUAGCGAAACUAUAAUACAGGUGAUGGAAGGGCCAACGAUGGAAAGCAACGACCCGAACUUGUGCGACGAACGAAAGCUUGUAUUUGAUGAAUGGCCAUGGAUUGCCCCGUGGCGGAAGGAGGUGGUCACGUGUCCCAUCAGUGGAGGAUUUAUGUUCAGGACCAUGAACAAACUCACCACGCAGGAUUUCUGUGAAGACGAAUGGCGGAAAUCUCGUCUGGAGGUGGACUGUGCCAAGGGCGACGGUCUGCACUUCAUAGCGCCACGAGGUAGCAGGUGCAAUCCCUUCUCAUCAACGUCGGAAGAGUCCAAGUUCUACUGUUGGGCCGGCUGGCAGGAGAAGACGUACACAUUCCUGGUGGUGGGAGACAAAUCGGGACUUCCACAGUACUGUCUCCGCUUCCCUCGCGAUAUUUCUCACGAGUUCACGGUAAUGGUGUACUUUAGUGUCCUCUGUCCGCUGCAAGCAGACGGGAUGCCGCCGACAGGGAUAGAAUAUCACGAAAUGCAAGUGGAAACAUUAGUUGACCGCUGUGUGGACGACGAUCAUGACCGCUGCGAUGAGGUGGCGAGGAAAGGACAGUGUAAGAAGGAGGAAAAAUAUGCCGCACAUUGCCAGAGGGCGUGCAAUAAAUGUGGAGAGCAAAAUAACUUACUGGAUAUCACGUGCCCAUUUUCAUCUAGCGUCCAGGGCGACUGGCUGUAUAUCGACAAACAUCACAAAGAGGAUGUUCACAUCAACCAGUCGACCGUAAUUUUCGGCAGACUGGGCUCAUUUCUAUGCAAAGAAAGAAGCGUCUUCAGUGAUAAAUUGUUUAAAACAGUCACAUUGUUUGAUAACGGCUGCGCCAUGAGAUACACCUGUUUUGAAUUCCAGCGACGGACCAACAACGUUUUGCAGGUUAGAAUAGGGCCGAGCUCGCGACUGGACGCCUCCUUUACGGACCUGUGUGUGUUUGAGGACAACAUAAGCCCAGUGGUAGACGGCUACCAGAGCAAGAACAUGAAAAAUCUAAUCCUUUCCGGUCGACUUCGUGACGAACACUGCGGUUUCAGUCACUUGAUCCCAUUCAACGGCAGUGUGUACGGAGAGCCGUGUGCAGGAAGUGUCUCCGACUGGGACUCGGACGCAUGCGUGACACGAGGAGUCAUCACCCUUACCUCCGACAGCUGCAGUAACCUGGAGAAACCCUUGGAGUACCAAUGCCUGGCGUUUCUAAGCGAUCAUCCAUUGGAGAAAUUUCUCAUAACCAGAUCCCUCGUGAGUGGCGAAUAUAACUGCUGGAUUCUUACCAGCUUCUUAUGCGACACGUGGCGCUGGCAGUAUCGCGCCCUGUAUAAGCUGGACACGCCCCAGUGCCUCGCCCUCUCCGACAGCGCAUGCGUAUUGGACAGGCCACCUGAUCUUCUGCUCUACCUUCACGAUGAGGACAAGACUCGUCACUGCAAAGGUUUUGUGAGAACGCACAUUGCGCCAUCGGAAUCAACUAUGACUUCACUUACUAAAUCCAACCCAACACAAGUUGACAACGAUAUCGUGGAUGCAAAUAUGCCGUACCUCGGGUCCGAUACUGGGUCUAAGUCACACGGGAUAUACCAGAUGGACUCGGUUGGACGAAUAGAGAACAUGGCGUCAUCGAACGGCAUCAACAUCAUGAAGAACUACGUCAUACAAGCACAAAUUGCAAUAUUACUGUUCCUUGUUCAUGUGACAAUAAUAACACAAAUAAUCAUCUUUCCGACGUGAUAUCGAUUACCAAAACAUUAAGAAUUUCCAUAAUAUGUGAUAUAUGGUAGUUCAAGAAAAUAAAUACCGAUACAAUAAGACACACUUUAUAUAGAAGAAACUGGGAGUGGCUUAAAGUUUAUGAUCACAAAUAACUGUAACUAUGCUAAUGUGUGUUAAUAAAAACGGUGUUUCCCAAAAAAUCUUCGUAAGUUCAUUUGUAUUGAUAACCUUUAAAGGUGCGUUAUUCAUACACGUUUCUAUGGCUUAAAUUCAAAGCCUUGAAGUAAGGCCAAUGAGUAAGUUACAGUAAAUCAGUCACUAUUGCCAAUGAAAUAUUUUCAAUCAUCGAUACAUUCCGAUAUUAUUUUGUGCAAAAUAUGUCGAAAUUUUGAUUUAUUAAUUUGAUUAAUGAACACGAUGUGUAAAUUUCACUAGAAGAAAAGCAGCAUCAUUUGAAAACCGGAAUAUUUUUUAUCGACACAUAUUGCAUGCGAUUAAAAAAUAUCAUAUAACACUGUUGUAAAGUAGAAACUAGUGUAAUGAUUUUAGGAAUCAUUAUCAAUGUGUUUUGUUAAAUGAUGUAUACGAUGUCGAUGUCUUCAUUGUUUCUGUUUUGCUUCAUUUUACCUUGGGCAUUGAAUAUAUGCACACAGCUAUCUCACACUUCGAAAUAGUCAGUAUUUCAACGAGUCCUUCAAGUAUUGGUAAAUUAUUUGAUCGAAUAAAAUAGCAUGUAAAUGUUGAGAUUUGUUAAGCAUCGCUUAAUUAACUUUUUGUGUAUUAAAGACUAACCAGGUAUUAUUUAUACCAAUUAAAUGCCCCUAGAUGUCUGACAUUCUAGUUUGAUUUUCAGUUUAGAGCAUUCGCAUGUGCAUUGAAAACUUGUACAAGUACGGUCAACUUUACUCACAUUUCGACACGGUUAGUUUGUACGCAAUGCUACGCCCUUGAAUAACCGAUCGAGUAUUAUGAUUAUAAAUACGGAAACGCAAUGGUGGACUACCUUAAAUAUGGUAUAAUAACAAGUACAAUAACGAUUCUAUGCACGCUAUAGUAUACGCUGAUUAUAUUUCUUUUUUUAUAUACGUCUGGUAAAAAAAAAUCCCUGAAAAUCUGCUACCUAAGGUUAUUACAGUUAUCUAUAGAUGUUUAGAUUUACAGUCUAUACCCAGUCCCUCACCUUUGUAUACACUGUUUGUACAGUGGACUUAGUAAUUCACACGUUUCAUUUGUACUUUUCAAAUGCUAUGUAUAUAUCAACCAUCGCCUGUGAUCGUUUGUGGGU